GUUCUCUCUCUCUCUCUCUCUCUCUCUCUCUCUCUCUCUCUUUCUCUCUCCCUCUCUUUCUCUCUUUGCCUGGUGGGUAGUUUCUGGUUGCUUUUCGCUAACUCUUCCCAUAUACAGAUGAAGCAGGAUCAGGGCAGCAGCUCCCCUGCUCUGGGACUUUCCAGGGGAAGAAGUUUAAGUGAUUUGGAAAAAAAGCGACUCCUAUCCCGUCUCAGAAUUGAGAAGAUGGAAGAGGUGGGGCAGCCGUGGCCUAACUUCACCCAUACCCGGAUCCCCAGGCCCCAGCUUGUGUGGCGGCCAGUUCAGUACCGCAGGCAGUGGCCGGGCUCGAGCCUGGUGUUCAGAAAUCCCACUUUCCCAUGCAGCAUGAGCCAGUUUCCAGCAAAGAACUCUUCCCACUGUCAGCCCCUGGAGGAUCCAAACUCCUGGCUCCCCUCCAUAGAGAGCCUCUCAUUGGAUGACUUUUGGUUGGAGGUGGAGAGCAUGAAGCAGAACGAUGAACUGAAGCAGGAGGAGGGCGGUGUCACUGAAGCCCAGAUCCCAGAGGAGGGCGAGGCGGAAGCCCAGUGGCUGCAGGACACAGGCCUGGCUGACCUCAUUGGGACCCCUACGCCAGACAGCGAUAACAGAGUGCUCCUGUCCACGCUCACAAAGACCCAGGCGGCUGCUGUGCAACGGAGACUAGACACAUACACGCGCUCAAUGCGUAAGAAAAGCAAGCCACCAGUGAGGGACGUCAGAGACAUCUUUGGCACUUUUGAUUCUGGGGAGGUGUUAGCAGAAAGAGUGGAUGCUGAAGGGAAAUGGACACAGCUAAAAUCCAGACCUGCAGAAUCCCCACCAAUGGCAGAUUAUCCAGGAUGUGUGGAACAUCCUGGCCCAGUUCCCAGUUCUGGGAAGGAGGAAAUUUUCAGCACUGAUUCUGCAUAUUCAGAGCAAGCAGCUCUGCUGCAGAAAGGAAGACUGCCCCCAGAAGCCAAGUGGAUAAGGGGCAAAGGCUCACUGCCGAAGUUUAGAAUUCCUAAGGGAAGACUUGGAGUAACAAGAAUAGGAGACUUGUCACCACAAGAUAUGAAGAAGAUCCCCACGCUGGCCCUGAUUGAGCUGACGGCCCUCUGUGACAUUUUGGGGCUGGACCUGAGGAGGAGCAAGGCAGGAAAAUGGAAGGCAACAGAGAACCGGCUUUUUGGAGUUCAUCUUAGUACUUUGUUGGAGACUGAUCAGAAAGUUGUCCCCAACACACAAGUCCCAUUGAUUCUACAGGCUCUGCUGUCCUGUUUGGAGAAGAGAGGGUUAGACACUGAAGGGAUCCUGAGAAUAUCUGGCUCCCAGACCAGAAUUAAGAGUUUGGAGCAGAAGCUGGAGAGAGAGUUCUAUGCAGGCCUCUUCAACUGGGAUGAGGUCCAUCAAAAUGAUGCAUCAGGUUUGCUGAAGAGGUUCAUCCGAGAACUGCCUGCUCCGCUGCUCACAGCUGAGUACCUGCCUGCCUUCACCAUGGUACAGAAUAUCCCAGACCUGAAGCAACGAUUACAGGCUCUGAAUCUGCUCAUCUUAAUUCUUCCUGAAGCUAACAGAAACACUUUAAAGGCCCUACUGGAAUUUCUCAGGAAGGUAGUUGCCCGAGAACAGAGCAACAAAAUGACUUUAUGGAAUGUUUCCAUGGUGAUGGCACCGAAUCUCUUCAUGCAUAAAGGGCAGCCUCACAGAAUCCCGGAGGGAAAGGGGAAGCAGCUGGCCGAGGGUGCUGCCGAUGUUGUCCGGGCCAUGAUCCAUUACCAGGACCUUCUGUGGACUGUCUCCUCCUUUUUGGUUGCCCAAGUCCGGAAACUGAAUGAGAACAGCAGCUGGAGGCAUCAGUUCUAUGACAGACGGAUCAAGAACUUCCUGAAGAAGAUUCACACAGACAAGGACAAGGGAAACAAGACCCCUAGAGAGCCAUCCAAAGUGGUGAAAAUCCAGGCCGCUCUGCUCCUAAAGGACUGUUUAGAGGUGCAUCUACACAACAGCACCAAAGCUGCUGAUGUGCUUAAGCAGUUCCAGAGACACCUCUGCUCCAACAGCUGGAAUGUCAUGAAGACUGUCAACCUAAUCCAAUGUAAUGGGCCUAUUGAAUCAUCAAACCUACUCCUCUAUGAAGUUGGUGGGAACAUAAGUGAACAUUGCCUGGAUCCAGACACUUACCUCUUAGACCUGUACCACAUCAACCCUCAUGGGGAGUGGGUCAUCAAACAGAGCCCCACCUUACCCCGGACACUUUAGGAGAGUUACCAAGUUUAUUCCCUAAGGUCAGAAAGAAAGAAGAGCAGCAGCAGGAAGAACGUUUUUUUCCUUUUGAGCACCUCUGUGCCAUUUCCCCCAUCCGGUGCCUUUAGCUGGGAGAUGUGCAGAAUUCAUCCUGAAGGUGGGCAGAGUCGUGGAAGCCACUGAUCACUUCAUAUUCCAAAGAAUCCAGCUGAUCAGCAGCACAGUGUCUGCUACUAGUGAUGUGUGAAUAACCCAUCUAGGUGGGCAAACAUUCUCCUGUACAGCAUUCCAGCUAAUGAUUGCCCAGAAACCAACCUGGCAGUGAAAUCCUUGCCCAUUCUUGGGUAGUGACUCAUAGUAGAGAGAGAGAAAAAAAAAACAAGGUCCUAGAAACUGCAAUCCUGAAAGAAAAGUAUGCAGCUGAGAAGGGCAUUCUCAUUUUGGAAAGCUUUGUGGCUACUGGUGAUGAGAAUAGCUUCUUCAUGUUUUCUUCGAGUUCUCUACGCUGUGCAGAGAAGAAAUACUGCUUCUCAGGGAUGCAGUAGAAUCUUUUUUAGACAAGAGAGUUCAAUCAAUCCAUCCAUCCUGCCCUCAAGACGAGGAAGUGGGCUGUUACCCUUGUCACUCACUUCCUUAGCUGCCUACUCUGACUUUCCAAAGUGAUUUUGUCCUUUUUAUUUAUGAGACUGUGGCCUCACUCCUCUCAAAGUCACCGUUGGUCAUUGUCCAGAAAUCAAGCUGAGUGUUAGGGGUCUUUAAAGAUGUGUAUAUUUUGACCCUUUCUUGCCAGUUCAAUGACCCAGUAUUACUUCUUGCUUAAGAAGCAUCCAGUGUCUUAACUUUUAAAAAUGUGUGUGGUAUGAAGUCUGAUGCCUCUGUUGGAAAUCCCUUCUCCAUAUGUAAGAUUUGCUGAUAGAAGAGUGCCUAGGGAGUCUUUUCUACUCUGACCCCACUGAUGACUCUUGGAGAUAUCCAAUGCUCUGAGCCAUAUUGCUGUUCCCCUCCCUUGGGUCUUAUCAGUGUCUUGGAGACAAUGUCUUUGGUCUCUGUCUUCUGUGCACAUAUUGAUAGUUAAAUAAAUACAUUUUGCAAAAUGUAGUGAAUGAAACAAA
Vombatus ursinus (common wombat) is the source of this 3356-nucleotide messenger RNA. RefSeq names its product Rho GTPase activating protein 40 (gene ARHGAP40). Gene Ontology annotation, molecular function: GTPase activator activity. The record is from RefSeq and is a predicted model, not a curated record. Gene Ontology annotation, cellular component: cytoplasm. Lineage: Eukaryota; Metazoa; Chordata; Mammalia; Diprotodontia; Vombatidae. The transcript is spliced from 16 exons. Gene Ontology annotation, biological process: signal transduction; regulation of small GTPase mediated signal transduction; regulation of actin filament polymerization. Bases 118 to 2259 code for a protein of 713 amino acids.